UCAACAACACAUCGGUCGCGUCUCAACCGCGCGCCUCUAGGCGCAGUCAAAUGGCGCUUCUCCAGAGAGCCACGGCAACCAGUCCGACCAGCUGAUGGUAAUUAAGGUAUAAAGCGCUUUCCCCGAUAUAUUACUGUCUUUCUUUCUUAUGAUUCUGUAAGCUAUUAUUUUUUAUUUUAUAUGCGACAAAUGCGGACGUAUAUGAAGAUAUUGCGCUUAGUUGUGCGUGAAGCUGUUAUUCCUAUAACGGACUGACAACUGAUAGAUUCAUCCUAAGUGUCCCAGGUUGGCGCACCAUGAGCAGCUCUCGCUACGAACCCAGCUGGGAUGUGGACCUGGCGCCGCUUCUGUCCUGUAAACUGUGCCUGGGAGAGUUUCCCUUGGAACAGAUGACCACCAUCUCCCAGUGCCAGUGCAUAUUUUGCAGUCUGUGUUUGAAGCAAUAUGUUGAACUGCUCAUUAAAGAGGGCCUCGAACCGGCUAUUAGCUGUCCAGACUCUGCCUGCCCGAAACGGGGACAUUUGCUAGAAAAUGAGAUUGAGUGUAUGGUGGCUGCAGAGAUCAUGCAACGUUAUAAGAGACUCCAGUUUGAGCGAGAGGUGCUUCUGGAUCCUUGUCGGACCUGGUGCCCGUCGUCCUCAUGCCAAACGGUGUGCCAGCUGAAUGAAGCAGAGGUGCAGUUGCCGCAGCCGGUGCAAUGCCCUCAGUGCAGUCUGCGUUUCUGCUCUGCCUGCAGGGCGGACUGCCACACUGGCCAGGCAUGUCAGGAGAGCCUGCCAAUUACCACCUUCCUGCCUGGGGAAAACGGUUUCAACAUCAAGAGCCUGGAGGACGAGGCUCCGAUCAAACGCUGUCCUAAAUGUAAAGUGUACAUUGAGAGAGAUGAAGGCUGUGCCCAGAUGAUGUGUAAGAACUGCAAGCAUGCCUUCUGCUGGUACUGCCUGGAGUCAUUGGAUGAUGACUUCUUACUGAUCCACUAUGAUAAAGGUCCGUGCCGGAACAAACUGGGACAUUCCAGAGCCUCCGUCAUCUGGCAUCGGACGCAGGUUGUUGGGAUCUUUGCUGGCUUCGGUCUGCUCUUGCUAGUGGCCUCCCCUUUCCUUUUGCUGGCUACUCCAUUCGUCCUCUGCUGCAAAUGCAAGUGUAAACGUGGCGACGACGACCCUCUUCCUACCUAGAGCUCAGUUUCGGCUUCAGGAGGCGACUUGCAUCUCGUUUGGAUCAACUGUGAUCCCGUCUCACCUGAUUCUCCUGAGCACACUUUGCAGGGGCAUUGGUGAAAGACUUGUCUGUCCGUGAGACUGCACAUCUCAGUUGCAUUCAAAUGUUGACUUGCAUUGAAAGGUGUAAUGGAGGAGCAGAGAAGGUGAUUGGAUAAGCCAUCGGAGUUAAACACAUCUGUAAUGUUUGGAAGCAAGCACUUUUGUUUCC
Messenger RNA from Rhinichthys klamathensis goyatoka, 1431 nucleotides. It is a transcript of the gene rnf144ab, whose product is annotated as ring finger protein 144ab. The transcript has 8 exons. The record is from RefSeq and is a predicted model, not a curated record. Gene Ontology annotation, cellular component: cytoplasm; ubiquitin ligase complex; Golgi apparatus. Bases 297 to 1178 code for a protein of 293 amino acids. Lineage: Eukaryota; Metazoa; Chordata; Actinopteri; Cypriniformes; Leuciscidae. Gene Ontology annotation, biological process: ubiquitin-dependent protein catabolic process; positive regulation of proteasomal ubiquitin-dependent protein catabolic process; protein polyubiquitination. Gene Ontology annotation, molecular function: ubiquitin protein ligase activity; ubiquitin conjugating enzyme binding; zinc ion binding.